This is a messenger RNA of Arabidopsis lyrata subsp. lyrata, 2144 nucleotides long. Its product is annotated as AT-hook motif nuclear-localized protein 26. Gene Ontology annotation, biological process: vegetative to reproductive phase transition of meristem. Gene Ontology annotation, cellular component: nucleus. Gene Ontology annotation, molecular function: DNA-binding transcription factor activity; minor groove of adenine-thymine-rich DNA binding. The coding region runs from base 715 to 1725 and encodes 336 amino acids. Lineage: Eukaryota; Viridiplantae; Streptophyta; Magnoliopsida; Brassicales; Brassicaceae. The record is from RefSeq and is a predicted model, not a curated record. The transcript has a single exon.
GAGUUACAUAUGAAAAUUGCUUUAAACUAUUUUUCAUUUAUGGGUAUUAGGAUUACCAAUCUUGAAUAUAGACUAGAAUAACUAUAUGAAAAAUUAUAUUGAAAAUUAAUAUGGGUGAUCUAUCAAAUAAGUCAUUAAGUUAUUGAGAUAUUCAUUUCAGUAAAAUCUAGUAAUCGAAAAUGAGCCUAAAUAAAAACGAGAGCUAGCGAUUGAAAUGUUAUAGAAAGAAAAAACAGUAGCGUAGAGGUGGGGACCAAAGCACCGCCUAAAACAUGAGAUUGAUGUCAUUGUCAUAAGCACAAGGAAAAAAACAAAAGCUACAUAUCUCUAUCUCUUCUCUUCUUCCUCUCUCUUCCUAACCCUAAUUUACCAAUUACCAACCAAAGCAAAUUAAGCAGACAACCCCCACAGACACCUCAAAACACCAACACAUCUCAAAUAAACCAAAAAAGAAAAUUCCAAAAGGAGAGAGUGAGAAAUUAAAACCCACCAAAAGCCCUUUUCACUUCCUCCCAAGUACAACUCAAAUCAGAAGAGAAUAAGAAUACAAGAGUAGAGAGAGAAAAAAACCCCUUACCAAAUCAAUCAAAGAAUAAGAUGAAGAAGAAAUUUCCAGCUUGAUAUUUGUUGUGAAAACAUUUUUAUUCUUUUCCUCUUCUAUCUAGAGUCUCUCCUAGGUCAAAUCAUCAAAAUCAAUUCUCAUCUCAACAAAGAAUGGAUCCAGUUCAAUCUCAUGGAUCACAAAGCUCUCUUCCUCCUCCUUUCCACGCUAGAGACUUCCAAUUACAUCUUCAACAACAACAACAACAACAACAACAUCAACAACAACAGCAGUUCUUUCUCCACCAUCAUCAGCAGCCGCAGAGAAACCCUGAUCAAGAUCAUGAGCAGCAAGGAGGGUCAAUAAUGAAUCGAUCCAUCAAGAUGGAUCGUGAAGAGACAAGCGAUAACAUGGACAACAUCGCUAACAACAACAGCGGUAGCGAAGGUAAAGAGAUGAGUUUACACGGGGGAGAAGGAGGAAGCGGUGAACAGAUGACAAGAAGGCCAAGAGGAAGACCAGCAGGAUCCAAGAACAAACCUAAAGCUCCAAUAAUCAUUACAAGAGACAGCGCAAACGCGCUUCGAACUCACGUCAUGGAGAUCGGAGAUGGAUGUGACAUAGUUGACUGUAUGGCUACGUUCGCUAGACGCCGCCAAAGAGGCGUUUGCGUUAUGAGCGGUACAGGAAACGUUACUAACGUCACGAUACGUCAGCCUGGAUCGCCACCUGGCUCAGUGGUUAGCCUUCACGGCCGGUUUGAAAUCCUCUCUCUUUCCGGAUCUUUCUUGCCACCGCCUGCGCCUCCUGCAGCCACUGGACUAAGCGUUUACCUAGCUGGAGGACAAGGGCAGGUCGUUGGAGGUAGUGUGGUGGGACCUUUGUUGUGUUCGGGUCCUGUAGUGGUUAUGGCGGCGUCUUUUAGCAAUGCGGCUUACGAGAGGCUACCUUUGGAAGAAGAUGAGAUGCAGACGCCAGUUCACGGAGGCGGUGGAGGAGGUGGAGAAGGAGGUGGAGGAGGAGGAGGAGGAAUGGGAUCUCCGCCGAUGAUGGGGCAGCAACAAGCUAUGGCAGCUAUGGCGGCGGCUCAAGGACUACCACCGAAUCUUCUUGGUUCGGUUCAGUUGCCGCCGCCACAGCAGAAUGAUCAGCAGUAUUGGUCUACGGGUCGACCACCGUAUUGAUUAUUAGAUUGCUAUUAUUAUUAUAUACACAUGAUCAAUCGAAUAUAUACAUAUAUAUAGCUAUGUAUUUGUAUAUAUGUAGCUAUCUACUAAUAGAUCUUACAUAUAUAUAAAGCAAGCUAACAUGGAAUGAUUAUAAGGAGGUGUACGAAGUAUGACGUGAAGUUGAAGAUGGCGAUGAUGAAGAUCAACAAUUCAGUAGAUGUUUCAGGUUCUUCUUUGUUUUUUUGUUUGUUUUCUUGUGUUCGUUUUAGUGGUAGAUCUUUUUUCUUAAAUGUUUGAUUAAGUGAGGUUAAUUUAAGUUGUUCUUUACUUUAUUGAGAUUGCUUUGAUGAAUUUGAUUCUUAAUUAUGUUCGGUUUGUCUUCCUUGUUUACAACAAUUACUUAUCCAAAUUAAUUUUUUCCUUGUUUACAAGAA